Messenger RNA from Daphnia pulicaria, 368 nucleotides. RefSeq names its product histone H4. Gene Ontology annotation, molecular function: protein heterodimerization activity; structural constituent of chromatin; DNA binding. The transcript has a single exon. Bases 1 to 312 code for a protein of 103 amino acids. The record is from RefSeq and is a predicted model, not a curated record. Lineage: Eukaryota; Metazoa; Arthropoda; Branchiopoda; Diplostraca; Daphniidae. Gene Ontology annotation, cellular component: nucleosome. Gene Ontology annotation, biological process: nucleosome assembly.
AUGACUGGUCGCGGUAAAGGAGGAAAAGGACUUGGCAAAGGAGGCGCCAAACGUCAUCGCAAAGUUUUGCGUGAUAACAUCCAAGGUAUCACCAAGCCGGCCAUCCGUCGUCUUGCUCGCCGUGGUGGUGUGAAGCGUAUCUCUGGUCUCAUCUACGAGGAAACCCGUGGUGUUUUAAAGGUGUUUCUCGAGAACGUGAUUCGUGACGCCGUCACCUACACUGAACACGCCAAGAGGAAGACGGUGACGGCCAUGGAUGUCGUCUACGCACUGAAACGCCAGGGCCGCACUCUGUACGGUUUCGGCGGUUAAACAUUGAUUUUCAUUCAGACUCCCAUCUCAAUUCAAUCGGCCCUUUUCAGGGCCAC